Molecule: messenger RNA, 828 nt
Organism: Penicillium nucicola
Lineage: Eukaryota; Fungi; Ascomycota; Eurotiomycetes; Eurotiales; Aspergillaceae
Exons: 1
Coding region: 1-828 (275 amino acids)
Source: RefSeq, a predicted model, not a curated record
AUGGAGAAUGUUCACACAGUGCCCAUGCUCGAUCUGGGUUCACCAAUUGCUGAUCUAUGCUCUACCCUUGAUCAGGUCGACGCAACGAGUCCGACGAACUUGGAUUCUAUUGGAUACAUCAGCAGCGAGCAGGCCAAACUCGGAUGCCAGUACGGCAUAAGCCUAGUGCGUAGCAUUCAGCAUGAGAUGCAUGUUCAUUCUUUACAAGAGACACUGAUUGGAUCACCUUCUUCGCCGGGUUCUCCGAUUCAAAGAACCAAUGAACUGAGUCGUCGCGACAGGCUCCAUCUUGCCACCCUUCUCGCGUUCAGUGUCUUCCAACUCCACGGAACAUGGCUCCAGCAGAAAUGGGGAACAUCUGAUGUUCUUUUUGUCCGCCCCACGCAAUCCGGCUUUCCUCAAUUUGAACGUCCAUAUCUAGUACAAAGAGUUCGGGGAUCAUCUGAGACGGGCCUCAACGGGUUGUCGCCCGAUGUAGACUCGGACUCGAGACGGCGCCAGAUCAGUAAUCACAUUCUCUUCCCGUUGGCACUUGCGCUAAUUGAACUAUCGCUGGGAAGAGCUAUCUGUACCUUGGUUCGGCCUGGAGAUGCAGAUGCCUCCGAGGAGAGCUCUCAGUUCAACACAGCAGCAAGAUUGCUGCGCGAUGUGUACUGUGAGAGCGGCUCGAGCUACGGUGACGUCGUCAAGGACUGUUUGUACUGGUCCCAAAGUCAAGGCGAUGGCUUUGAGAACCCCCACUUUGAUGAGUCCGUAUUCGAUAAUAUUGUCUCACCUCUCCUGAAAGACUUUGACUAUUUCGACGGCAUCUCCGCUAGGGCAUACUAG